Cololabis saira (Pacific saury) is the source of this 2041-nucleotide messenger RNA. Its product is annotated as synaptotagmin-14-like. The transcript is spliced from 9 exons. The record is from RefSeq and is a predicted model, not a curated record. The coding region runs from base 1 to 1959 and encodes 652 amino acids. NCBI's taxonomy places the organism in Eukaryota, Metazoa, Chordata, Actinopteri, Beloniformes, Belonidae.
AUGCUAUCAGUCAGCCAUGGCCACGGCUGGGUGGAGCAUCCGUGUUUGGGGGAUAAAGGACUAUCCAGGCUAGAGAUCAGCACAGGGCUGAGAGUCUCUGUAGCAGCCUCGAGUGAGGAGAAUGAGCUAAGGGCGGGCAAGGUGGUGGUAACAAUCGAGGUGAAGGGGGACAGGUUACGGAGACUGCACCGGGAUGGGACGGCUGGUGUUGGCACCAGAGGGUUACCGGGAGGUGGAGAGCGUAACUGUGGAGUACAUGAGCUGAUCUGCGUCAGAAAAGUUUCUCCAGAGGUGCUGGGCUUUCUGACAGCCAUUGGGCUCUUCAUCAUCCUCAUGACGCUUCUUUUCUGGUACCUCAACAACAAGUUGGCCCUAGAGAACCCAGAGAGCCUUCAGUGCCUUGAUGACUUCAGGAAAAACACCGAGCUCCAAGACAAGGCCUACUCAGACCCCGACCUGCAGGGCUCAUCCUCAGACAGCGAGGACGAACUGAUGGGUCAGUACCAGGAAGCGGUCAGCCGCUCCCAAGGCCUCCGGGGAGGAGCCAAGGCCGCCCCCAACGCCAAACACAUGGGAGGUUUCAGCUGGGAGAGCCGGCAGAAGUACAGCCCUCUGACGGCCGACUACGACGGCUACAGCAGCGAGGGCUCGGCCGAUGAUGCCAACUGUAUCCAGAGGAUGAGACGGACGCCUCCACUGGAUGAGCUCCAGCCCCCCCCAUAUCAGGACGAGAAUGGCUCCCCGAGGAUGUCCUGCACCCUGUCAGAUCUGGGCGAUGCCAAGUACGAUCUGUCCCACACCAGCGGCAGCCCCCACCUCUCCUUUAGCAAGUACCCCAGUGAAGGCAGUGAUGUCCAUGAAACAGAGAGUUACCUCAACAAGGGCUAUGAAGACGUACCCAGCGACAGUACAGCUGUCCUCAGUCCAGAGGAAAUGUCGGCCCGUGGAUCAUCUGCACUGCUCCCUAAAGGCUACGAUCCAGAUCCCGUCUCAAAAUUCGGCACGCUGGACGUCGUGUUUGACUACGACUCGGAGCAGCAGCAGCUGGCCGCCACCAUCAUGGCCGUGACCGACCUCCCCUCCGUCAAACGCACCGGGAACUUCUCCUGGCAGGUCCACCUGGUGCUGCUGCCCAUCAAGAAGCAGAGGGGGAAAACGGGUAUCCAGCGAGGCCCGUGCCCCAUCUUCACAGAGACCUUUCGCUUCAGCCACGUAGAGUCGGAGAUGAUCAGCAACUACGCCAUCCGAUUCCGCCUGUACAGCAUGCGACGCAUGAAGAAGGAGAAGGUGUUCGGAGAGAAAGUGUUUUACCUCACCAAGCUCAACCUUCAGGGCAAAAUGUCUGUGCCGGUCAUAUUAGACCCGUGCUGUGCUCUCCCGGGUGGUGAAUCCCAGGUCAGCCUCUCAGAUAUGACAUGCAGUGAAAGCGCCUCCUCAUUCCAGUCUGUCAGUCAGACCUCAGCACCAGAGAUCCUUGUGGGCCUCGUGUACAACGCCACGACCGGUCGUCUUUCUGUGGAAGUAAUCAAAGGCAUCCAUUUCAAAAACCUGGCUGCCAACAAGCCACCCAUCCAACCCUUGUUGUCAGACGGACUGUUCUGUUGUCUGAAACACUUGAUAGGUGGACAGGUUUAUAUUAUCAGAGAUACCUAUGUUAAGCUGACCCUGCUGAACUCCAUGGGCCACGAGAUGUCCAAGUGCAAGACGUCCAUCUGCCGAGGUCAGCCCAACCCGACCUACAAAGAGACGUUUAUCUUCCAGGUAGCCCUCUUCCAGCUCUCAGACGUCACGCUCAUCCUCUCCGUCUACAACAAGCGCAGCAUGAAGCGCAAGGAGAUGAUUGGCUGGAUUUCUCUGGGCCUCAACAGCUCUGGAGAGGAGGAGCUCGCCCACUGGACUCAGAUGAAAGAGUCGAAGGGACAGCAGGUCUGCCACUGGCACAGCCUGCUGGAGUCCUAACAGCGACGGAGGAGCACCCAGAAGGUUCAUAUAAGAUGUAGAGAGCGAGGAAAGAGAAACGCAACGGUCGCCCGGGGAACCG